Messenger RNA from Seminavis robusta, 1737 nucleotides. NCBI's taxonomy places the organism in Eukaryota, Bacillariophyta, Bacillariophyceae, Naviculales, Naviculaceae. The record is from the annotation of a GenBank genome assembly.
CAUCUUUUUAGCUUCUAGGAGCCAUUGAAUGCUCCUUCUUGCCCCGUCUUGAGGAAGGCAAUGGUGUACCAGCCAGUAUAUCGUCCUGCUUCAGGCAGGCAAGCCACGUCAAAUCUUUUGAAGGCCAACUCAGGACCUCGUCUUCGGGUGGCUGCGUUCACAGUCAGGUCAGGAUUUCCGAAGACCCAAGAGGCAUCGUUGGGUCUUGGACUUGCGUAUGAAAAGGCUGAAAAUGGGGGAACAGGCACAUACCACAUAGUUACCACAUAGCGGCAUGUCAUCCAGUUACCAGCUCGGGUACCACACCUGCUUCAAAGGAUUUGGAAAUUGCACCUCCGGUAGCACUUGUGCAACGACGUCAUGCCUUCGUCAAGCAAACCAGCUGCCCAAUUUUCCUCGUAUUUUCAUGUGGUACUCAAAUCAAUUAAAUCUUUGUCUGACGCGGGGUGAAUGUGGCAAGUUAGGCGACAAGUUCAUCAGAACCAAAUUUGGUUGACGGAGAUGAAAGUGCCAAAAUCCGGAAGACACCAAUGCUGACAACCGCAGCUAUAGCUAGCUGGAUGUCUAGAAAAGAUCGAUCAGCGAUCGUCCAAGAAAAUGCACCAUCGUUGCUCUCCAAUGGCAAAAGCCCUCAUGCAGCCCUCAUAAUUUUGACUUGGCUUCAAGCGAACUAUUCUUCUUAUCGUCUUCUUUUUGCUCCUGUAAAGCAACUACUAUCACCAACACCAACAUGAGCCAGUCUACGCAACCACAACCUUCCCUCUCAACUUUGAGCAGCAUCAAAGUCACACAUCAGAUUCCAACAUCUGUUAUCGUGCACGAUAAUGUCAGUCCCAAGACCAGACCUCGCACCUUCGCAGAGAAGCAACCUUACAUCUUUGCCUAUGGUGCUGCUAUCUCUGUCUUCUCCCCGGCAGCCACCGCUUACCAACUCUGCAAGUUGUACAACUUGCAACCCUCAAUGGGUCGUUUAGCGCGAUUGAGUGCUCCUAUAUUUCUCCCUCAAACUGCACUGAAGGCUGCACAAAUGAAUGCUUCCAGCCCGGUCAAGGAAUACUUGAACCCAUGGGCUGCGUUUGCAAUGGUGGGUGUUCUCCAGGGUGGCGUUUAUGGACAUAUCAAUGUUCACUUCUCAAAGGCAUUGGAGUUGGGCAAGGUUGCCAGUCUUCGUGGCGUCUUUCGAGGAUCAGUAUUUGCAGGAACGAGAGACACCAUCAGUCAAGGAAUGCCAUUCAUGUGCUCUGAAUCGGUCCGACAGAACCUUUUUGACCCUUACUGGCACACCGAGGAGGGCACCACAGCCCACUCUGCCAAAGUGUGGUCUUCGGUGAUUUCCACCUCUAUCGUGGCAACCUACUUGAGCCAAGGGUUCCACAACUUUCAGAUUGCCAUGCAAGCAGAUCAGUCUUUAAGCUACUCGCAAGCAAUCAAGGCUGUGACCCGGCAGCAUGGGAUCAAAUCGUUCUACAAGGGCGCUGAGGCACGAGUAGGAUUGUUGCUACUUGUCAACAUCUUGAAUGAACUCCUACUCAAGCCUGCUUGGAGCCCUGUUCCAAUCGGUCAGGACUAAUUGGAAUCAUUCUUUCAAGUGCCAAGCAGCUUCACUUGGAUAUUGCUCAUCUCUGUACCAGCCGAAAAUACAUACUCGUCGAAACAACCUAGCUACGAAAAGGUUGAUUGCAACACUGUAACCUCAAAACAACAUACUAAAAUAACCGCGUUUAUUUGUUCAAGAAA